Molecule: messenger RNA, 2331 nt
Organism: Penicillium roqueforti
Lineage: Eukaryota; Fungi; Ascomycota; Eurotiomycetes; Eurotiales; Aspergillaceae
Product: ankyrin repeat domain-containing protein
Exons: 3
Coding region: 1-2331 (776 amino acids)
Molecular function (GO): protein binding
Source: RefSeq, a predicted model, not a curated record
AUGGAUGACAUCGGCGUUCUUUCUACCUCUUGUCUAAGUUGCUUCGAUACUCUGACACGAUCGCUGCGCACAUCUUCGGAUGAGUUCAAGAAACAGAUGAGGCCAAUAGCAAUUGAAAAUGAAUAUGCCCGCUUCAAGAUUUGGGCUGGCAACCUGGGCGCUUUACAGAGAGGCCGGCAUUCUCUUGAUGCUAGAUUACGAGACUCGGUGGUGCUACGAGCAGCCGUCCUCAAAUUCAUGGGAGAGUUACAAGACUCUUUGAGAAAGAGUGCCGAGAUCACCACAGGUCUUCGCCUACCGUACGAACAGGGUGGCGAUGCCACACAUGGUCCCGACGAAGAUGCUGAGGACAACAGUGACACUAGUGGCACCAGCAGUGACUUGGAGUCUGCAGAACUAGCUGAGAGACUCGAUGAAAUCAAAGAUAUCAUGGAGCACCUGUAUAAGCUCUCCUUCAAGAUACGCAACACGAGAUAUCGUUCUCUCACCAACAAAGCUCUUCUGAUGAAAGAAGAGGAUCCACAAACCGGGAAAGACUUGUUCUCGGCGUAUGCCAUCUUCGAUUGUCGGCAUGUACAAGAGUCACUCAAUCGCUUGCGCCUGCGUCCGUCAUCAAAGGAAUUCGUUACUGAACCUGCACGAAACCCAAGUGACGGGUGUUUCGAUGUGUUAAAUGGUGGGGAUCGCCUGUUAAAUAGCGACGAUUUUCUACAAGAUCGCUUAGCAAAAGCAAUCACCAACCGCAGAAAGUAUUUUGCAUAUUGGCGGAGACAUGCUCUCAAGCUCUCACACGUUACGGAUGAGCUAGCCCCCCAACAAAAUUUCACAACUCUCGUGAAGCCUGCGAGACCUGUUUCUGGACCUCCAACCACACCCUCAAUCUCAGGGUGUUCCCUACCGACUCCAGGGGCAAAAACCCUGGUUUCAGGAACCGAUUUCUCCUUGUAUAGCCAUGAAUUGGACGACCAGCUGGAUACAGAGACCGUGUUUUCCUAUGCGACAACAGCCUACGAUGUUGACGGAAAUUCCCCAGAACUACCUCCACCUCCUCCCGAUGCGGCCACGAAGCCAGAGUUUGUUUGUCAGUAUUGCUGGGUGGCUUGUCCGUCGAGACAAGGAAAAGGAAAGUCAUGGCAAGAACAUAUCCGACAAGAUCUCCAGCCGUACGUAUGUACCUACGAGGAAUGCUCAGAUGCCGACCGCAUGCACGCCAGUCGGCAUGCGUGGCUUGAACAUGAACGGCUAGUCCACCGCCGAAUAUGGAGAUGCUUCGAACACAGGUCCUUCAGCUCCAAAUCGAAAAACGGCUUGCUGCAACACUUUUUAGACUGCCACAAAGGUCUAGAUGAGCAGCAGAUCGAAAACCUCCUGGAUAUAGCCGAGACGACGGUAGCCGAUGACAGACAAACCUGCCCAUUCUGCUUCUCGAUUGGACCUUUUGCUAAGGGGUUUCACAACCACGUGGCUUUCCACCAGGAACAAUUCGCAACAUUUGCAGUACCACGAAACUUUGACAGCAAUAAAGAGGCGGACUCUAAAAAAUCCGAAGGGAUUAGAUCAGCUGGAUCUUUGUGUUCCGUUGCUCUAGAUUUCUCGGACGGUGAUAGCAGCCUUGACAGCGACGACAGCGACGUAUCAGUGAACCAACUCGGAAACUCCCUGCUAAACUCUGCGAAUUUCGGAGACGCUGCGGCUGUUAGGCUGCUACUCGAGAAGGGCGGUAAUCCCGACUUAGGGGAUAAUAAUGGCCAGACACCGCUAUUAUGGGCGGCUAAGAAAGGCCACGAGGCAGUCGUAAAGCUACUACUCGAGAAGGGCGCCGAUCCUGCCUUUAAGGAUCAUCGUGGCCAGACGCCGCUAUCGUGGGCGGCUAAGAAGGGCCACGAGGCAGUCGUAAAGCUGCUACUGGAGAAGGGCACCGAUCCUUCCUUGGCGGAUACUUAUGGGCAGACGCCGCUAUCGUGGGCCGCUAAGAAAGGCCACGAGGCAGUCGUAAAGCUACUACUGGAGAAGGGCACCGAUCCUUCCUUGGCGGAUAAUGAUGGCCAGACACCGCUAUUAUGGGCGACUAUAAAUGGCCAUAAGGCAGUCGUAAAGCUGCUACUUGAGAAGGGUAUCGAUCCUACCUUAGCGGAUACUUAUAGCCAGACGCCGCUAUCGUUAGCGGCUGAGACCGGCCAUGAGGCAGUUGUAAAGCGGCUACUUGACAAUGGCGCCGAUCCCGAGUCGAUAGCGUGGGCGCCUAGGUCUUCAGAAUCAGAUUCAGAAUUAGACGAUUCGGAUCAAGGUUCUGUUAUUCCCGACCGCCUCGCUUCAGAGGAUUUUACCUAA